Messenger RNA from Trypanosoma cruzi, 462 nucleotides. RefSeq lists its product as uncharacterized. The record is from RefSeq and is a predicted model, not a curated record. Bases 1 to 462 code for a protein of 153 amino acids. NCBI's taxonomy places the organism in Eukaryota, Euglenozoa, Kinetoplastea, Trypanosomatida, Trypanosomatidae. The transcript has a single exon.
AUGGCUGUCACGAAGCCAUCUUGGGCGGCGCGCGGGAAACAGGACUGGAAGCCACGAGUGAUGCGGCUACGUCGGGCGACAGUGACGGCAGCACCGCGGUCUCCCACACCACCUUCCCUCUUUUGCUUCUUCUUCUUGUUGUGUGUGCGGCUGCUGCUGCGGUGUCCGCGUGAGAGUGAGUGUGAGAGAGCCGUGCACCGCCCGCACACACACUCUUCCUUCUCUCUGUGUGUGUGUGUGUCCCUUGCAUGGACUCUCGCCCUCACCUCACCCCACGAGGCACACACAAUAAUGUGCCCAUUGUAUAUAUGCAUGCACACCCAUGCAGGCCCGUUGGUGCUCUCUUUUGCACGACACGCACCGCUGCCGUCCUGCCUGGCUGCAUGGGCGGAGCACCGUAACUGUUUUUAUUUUGUUUGCAUUGAGUGGGCGAUCUCUCUCUCUCUCCCUGUGUGUGUGUGA